This is a messenger RNA of Podarcis muralis (Common wall lizard), 2807 nucleotides long. It is a transcript of the gene USP16, whose product is annotated as ubiquitin specific peptidase 16. NCBI's taxonomy places the organism in Eukaryota, Metazoa, Chordata, Lepidosauria, Squamata, Lacertidae. Gene Ontology annotation, cellular component: cytosol; nucleus. Gene Ontology annotation, molecular function: cysteine-type deubiquitinase activity; zinc ion binding. Gene Ontology annotation, biological process: regulation of gene expression; protein deubiquitination; regulation of cell cycle. The record is from RefSeq and is a predicted model, not a curated record.
GGCGCGUUCUGGUAGAAAUUGCAGCGAAGCUCGUUUUCUGAAGGGAGAGGAGAGCUGGGCCAGUCGCGAGCUGCGUGUUUCUCCCUCGACUCUCAGACGGUGACGCGCCGCAGAGGCUGCCACGGAGCAGUGGGGACUGUUGGUUUCUCCAGGCAUGCGGGGUUUUAUUUGUAUCUCCUUCACCAGACUUUUCGCUUAAAGGCUUGCGGGCCAUAAAUGUUUGAUGUGAAAUAAAACCUUGGAGCAGCAGCAUGGGAAAAAAACGAACAAAGGGGAAAAACAUGCCACCAGAUGACUCACCGGAUGUAGCAGAACCUGUAUGCAAGCACCUUCGCAAAGGAUUGGAACAAGGUGGCCUGAAAAAGGUGUUGCAGAAUGUGGACUGGAGCUCCUGCCAGGAUUGCCGAACAUCAGACAGUGAGACCCGUGAGAAAUCUGAAGAGAAAGCAGAAGACGGACCUUCAAUAUGGUUAUGCUUGAAAUGUGGCCACACGGGCUGUGGCAGAAAUUCUCAAGAAAAACAUGCCAUAAAGCAUUAUGAAACACCAAGAUCAGAACCUCAUUGUUUGGUUCUCAGUUUGGACAACUGGAGUGUGUGGUGCUAUUUGUGUGACAACGAUGUGCCAUACAAUAGUAAUGGUCAAUUGGGCCAGCUUGUGGACUAUGUUAGAAAACAAGCACAUGUGAACAUGCAGAAUACAGCAUCAAAAGAAGAAGAAAACAAGCCAUUGGAAAACAAAAAAAUAAAGGACCACCGAAAUGAGGAAGAGAGGGAGAAAAAAGAGAUAUUGAUGAAGGACAACAAACUUCAUUUAAAUGGCAAUGCAGAAGUGACAGUGAAGGGCCUCAGUAACCUGGGGAAUACCUGUUUCUUUAAUGCAGUUCUGCAGAACUUAUCACAAACACCAGUUCUGAGAGAGCUGCUAAAGGAGGUUAAAAUGCCGGACUUGGCAGUUACGCUUGAACCACCAGAAUUCUCAAUAACGGAACCCAUGAUAGUUACACUUGAUCAGCCAAGACCUCUUACACUAGCCAUGUGUCAGUUUCUGACAGAAAUGCAAGAGACUAAAAAAGGAACUGUGACCCCCAAAGAACUCUUCUCUCAGAUCUGUAAAAAAGCUAUACGAUUUAAAGGUUAUCAACAGCAAGACAGCCAGGAACUGCUUCGCUAUUUAUUAGAUGGGAUGCGGACAGAAGAAAUCCAACGUAUUUCUGCUGGAAUUUUUAAGGCACUCAAUAAUUCUACUGAUAAAGAAAAUGAAGAACUAAAAAAGAAAAUCAAAGAGUAUGAAAAGGGAAAGGUGACACUGAGCUUUGUGGACCGUAUUUUUGGUGGAGAAUUAACAAGCACAAUCAUGUGUGAGGAGUGCCAAACUAUUUCGUUAGUGCACGAGUCAUUCCUUGAUUUGUCACUCCCUGUCUUAAAUGAGGGUGGCAAGAAAAAACCCAAUAAUAAUAAUAAUGUAAGAAAGAUGCAGGAAAAAGAGAUUGAAGAUGAUGAAGACAACACAGGGAAUGAUUGUUAUUUCAAGGAGAGAGAGGAGACUCCUGGUACAAGUAAGCAUCUCCUGAAAAAGGCAAAGAAAAUGGCCAAAAAGCAAUCAAAGAACCAACGCCGCCAGCAAAAAAUGCAAGAAAAGGUAAUCCCACUAACAGAUAUCUGUGCCACUGAAAAAACGGAAGGUGAUCAUGAUUGCAGCAGUGAAACUGUAGGAAAUGAUUCUGAGGGUACUAGCCUAAAACAAGACGAGGAGUCAUGUAACCCAUGUGAAGAGCAGUGCCUGGAUCAGAAAGAGAGUAUGAAUGAGCAAGAGGGAACAACUGAAGUACAGAAUGCUGAAGUACAGAAUGAAAAUACAGGAAGUUCUGACCAAGAGGCAAACAAUGAAGCCACAAUGGCUGUUACCACAGAAGGCUUGGUUUCUGCUAUACAGUGUAUUAAUAAACGUGACAAUCUGCCUGCCAAACACGAUAGUCUUGAUGAAGAUGAGGAUAUUACCAAUGGCUUUAACAAAUUAGCUUUGGAUGAAGAGCCUAGUGACGAUUCAGAAAGCUUGAAUGAUCUUCAUGAUUCUGAGACAAAAAUGUAUGAAGUAGUAAAUGAGGAUCCAGAAACAGCAUUUUGUACCCUUGCAAACAGAGAAGCUAUGAACACAGAAGAAGGUUCAGUGCUUCAUUGCUUAUAUCAGUUCACUCAUAAUGAGAAACUUUGCGAGAACAAUAAACUGCUGUGUGAUGUAUGCACACAGAGGCAAGUUUGUGGACCAAAGACCUCUGGAAAAAAUGUCAAGAAACAUGUAUACACUAAUGCCAAAAAACAAAUGCUUAUUUCUCUCGCUCCUCCAAUUCUAACGCUUCAUUUAAAAAGAUUUCAACAGACUGGAUAUAAUCUCCAAAAAGUGAACAAGCACAUAAAAUUUCCUGAAGUAAUGGACUUGGCUCCUUUCUGCUCGGUUAAGUGCAAGAAUGUUGUAGAGGGCAGUUCAAGAGUAUUGUACUCUUUGUAUGGUAUUGUUGAACAUAGUGGCACUAUGAGAUCUGGUCACUAUACUGCCUAUGUGAAGACGAGAGCUACUAACAACCAACUUUCUGAUCUUGUCCUCCAUGGCAAGAUUGGACAAACUUCAGAGACUGAAUCAUCCAAAGGACAAUGGUUUCAUAUUAGUGAUACACAUGUGCAAGCAGUGCCUCUAGCCAAAGUGAUGAAUUCACAAGCAUAUCUUCUAUUCUAUGAAAGACUACUGUAAAUGAGCCAUUUUCUUUUACAGCUGAUUUGAAAGCAAAGAAAGUUGCACCAAAAAAAAAAA